AGCAUUGGGACUGUGUUGCCCUUGGACCCUACUGGUGAAGUUCCAUACCACCUGUGCCUGCGAGGCUGGGGCUUCUUGUGUGGCUGAUCCCGUGGUCAGGACAUGUCUCAGGCGUGGAACAGUUCGACUGCCUCAGAGCUUCCUCCAGGAGGGAUUAUUGUACCAGUUGUCUUCUCUCUGAUUUUUGCCCUGGGUACAGUGGGAAAUGGAUUGGUCCUGGCUGUGCUGCUGAGGAACGGGCAGACCAAGUACAACACCACUAAUCUGUUCAUCCUCAAUCUGGGAGUAGCUGACCUCUGCUUCAUCCUGCUGUGUGUUCCCUUCCAGGCCACCAUCUACACCCUGGAUGGGUGGUUGUUUGGAGCCUUUCUGUGUAAAGCAGUGCACUUCUCCAUCUACCUAUCUAUGUAUGCCAGCAGCUUCACACUUGCAGCUGUAUCUGUAGACAGGUAUCUUGCCAUUCGUUACCCGCUCAAGUCAAGAGACCUUCGAACAUCAAGAAACGCCCUGGCAGCCAUUGGAGUCAUAUGGGCUCUCUCCAUCCUGUUUGCUGGUCCUUAUCUGAGCUACUACCAUAUUAUUCUCUACAACCAAGUUCCCAUCUGCAUCCCCAACUGGGAGGACAGGCGACGGAAGAUAAUGGAUGUGUCUACAUUUGUUUUUGGAUAUCUCAUCCCUGUGCUUAUCUUGGGUCUUUCUUAUGCCAGGACUAUCUGCUUCCUGUGGACUUCAGUAGACCCGGUAAAGACCGCUUCUGAAUCCCGUAAGGCUAAGCACAAGGUUACCAAGAUGAUUAUAAUUGUGGCAGUUCUGUUCUGCAUCUGCUGGCUGCCUCAUCAUCUUGUUAUCCUUUGUUUCUGGUUUGGACACUUUCCUUUCAAUAGAGCCACCUAUGCUUUCCGUCUAGUGUCUCAUUGUAUGUCUUAUGCAAACUCCUGUCUCAACCCCAUUGUGUAUGCCCUUAUCUCCAAGCAUUUCCGUAAGAGGUUCAAGCAAGUUUUCACUUGUAUGCUUACCCAGAAACGAGCACGCAAUAAAGUCCAUGCCAUCCAAGCUGCCAAUACAGUGGCUGGCUUCUAUGCUGGUCAUACUGAAGUCACACAGGUCCAAGAAGAUAACGGUCGUGGAGCACGGGCUAUAAGAGAAGAGGAUGUGGAAGAUGAAAGCCCAGGUGAUCCCUUAAGUAGCAAAAUGGUGGGUGGAAGCUGGGGGACACGGAUGCCCAAAGUAGUUGGCUUCCAAACUGAUACAACUUAAGUUAUCGCUUUCUCUACAUUGGCACCAAACAACAAUCACACUUGGUUUACAGUAUAUGGAAAAUGGGUCUGAUUAAAUAAGAAGAAAUAUGACAUUUAAAUGUCAGGAACGUUUACUAGUUUUUCAUACACUUUAGAAAAUGCCAAAUUUGGUUGUAAGCUUCAUAGUUCAAGAUCUGGAACUUGAAAUGCUCAUGUUUGGUAGAGUUACCUCUGGGUAUUUUUGGAUAGAAACUUUGGAAGUAGCUGGAUGAUGCUUUCUGGGUAUCAAGUUUAAAGGCAGUAAUUGUGAAUCAAUAUUUUAUUUUGUGAGGACAGAGUUAUAUAAUCCUUCCCAAAAGCUAAUUUUUCUGCACUGUAUAAUGCUGCUAAGUAUAUUUAAUAACCUCUAGCCUUUAGCGUGCAAUAUUUUAUUGAGAUGUAUAAAAACAUUUGUAAUAAUAUAUUUAUGUUUAUUUGUGUAUAUAUGUGUAUAUGUGUAUGUAUGUGUGUAAGUGUCUGCAUGUGUGUGUGCCGGUAUGUGUGUGUAUAUUUGUGUA
Molecule: messenger RNA, 1795 nt
Organism: Bombina bombina (fire-bellied toad)
Lineage: Eukaryota; Metazoa; Chordata; Amphibia; Anura; Bombinatoridae
Gene: GALR3
Product: galanin receptor 3
Exons: 2
Coding region: 103-1257 (384 amino acids)
Biological process (GO): G protein-coupled receptor signaling pathway
Cellular component (GO): membrane
Molecular function (GO): G protein-coupled receptor activity
Source: RefSeq, a predicted model, not a curated record